AUGAAAAAUGGCAAGCUAAUUUUGAGUGAAGUUAAUCAAAAGAUAGAUAUUAUAUCAAGAAGAUUGAGUGAUUUGAGCCUAUGGAAAAACCCUUAAAUUGAAUCUCAUAUUAAUGAAAUAAGUAAUAAGGUUCAAAAUAUUCUUCAAAUCUUGGAAUACGAAGAAACUAUUGAAAAAUAGUAUUUAUAAAUGAGAUAGCAAACUGUAUCCUAAUAAAAUAAGUAAGCUAAUUAAACUAGAGAAUUUGAAAUUUUAUACUCAUAUAAUCUAGAAAUUAUAAAUAAAGGCUUAAAUAAAAAUUAACAAUUCAGUGACAUUCAAGAAAUUUGUCAUAGUGAAAUUAUACACUAAUAAAAUGUAAAACUCCCAGUUAAAGAAUAGCCUAAAAUAGAAGAAUCGAAUUUUUAAUAGAAUUAGACAUAAAAUAAUUAAUAAUUAGAAUAACCUCACCAUAUCAAGGAACAGAAAAAUGAUUUAAUAGAAUAAAAAAACUCAUAAAUUAAGAUAUCUUAGUUAGAAAAAAAUGGUUAAAUAUCAUAAAUCUAUUAACAACCAAGCCAUAAUACUAAUUCUCUUAAUUAAUCUGAUGAUAAUAAUAAUGAAAUAAUGUAUUCUUGCAUUUCUUCUAUUAGUAAAAUUCAAUAAUAAUAACAAUAAGAGCAACCAUAAUAAUAAUAGUAAUAUUAACAAUAAUAACAAUAAUACUAAUAGUAAUAACACUAACAAUAAUAAUAAUAAAUAUAAUAAUAAUAAGACUAAUAAUAGUAAUAACAAUAAUAAUAAUAGUAAUAAGACUAAUAAUAAUAAUACUAAUACUAAUCCUAAUAGUAAUAAUAAUAAUAACAACAAUACCAAUAAUAAUAAUAAUAACUACAAUACCAAUAAUAAUAAUAAUAAUAACUAUUCCAAUAGUAAUAAUAAUAAUAUAAGUGUCAAUCCAAGUAAUAGGAAGAUCAAUAAAUCUAAUAAUAGUAAUAGUUUUAAUACUAAUAACAACAGUAACAAUAAAAAUAAUAGCAAUAAUAAUAUUUUGAAGAUUAAUAAUAAUAAUUUAAGAAAUAGGAUGGUGUCAAUAAUAAACUGAAACCAAGAAUAUUCAAAUAUAAUGUGAAACAAGAUCUAUACAAUUAAAUGAAACAAGAUAUGAGUAAAUUUAAAAUGAAUAUUGUGGACUAACCUUCGCUGUCGGAAGAUGGUAGUAUCACUUUAUGCCCUAUCUGUUAUGACUCAUGUUUUGUUGAGAGCAACCAAUAGGAUAAAUAUGUAAUAUCAUUGAGCUGUUCUCAUCAAUUUCAUUAUGUUUGUUUAUAACCUUUAUUGUAAACAACCUUUCUUAAAUGUCCUAUAUGUAAUUAAAUAAACGGUCUACCAAAAGGGGAUCAACCUGAUGGGAUAAUGGAAGUCGUUACUAUAAAAAAAAAAUGUGAAGGGUAUAAUUGCAACACUCUUUAAAUUAAAUACAGUUUUAAAUAAGGAUAGAGAAAUGGAAGAUCUUUCUCAGGAACAACAAGGUUUGCUUUUUUACCUGAAAAUGAGGAAGGUAAGUUAGUGUUAGGUUUGUUGAGAAAAGCAUUUGAUUAAAGAUUAGUAUUUACGGUAGGGACUUCAUUGACAACAGGAGUUGAGAAUUGUAUAGUGUGGAAUGGAAUUCAUCAUAAAACCAACUUAAAUGGUGGUCCAUAAAAUUAUGGGUAUCCAGAUCCUACUUAUUUUGAGAGAGUUUUGGAUGAGCUGAAGCAAAAAGGGAUUACUUAAUCUAAGAAUUGA
Paramecium tetraurelia is the source of this 1767-nucleotide messenger RNA. RefSeq lists its product as uncharacterized. The transcript has a single exon. The record is from RefSeq and is a predicted model, not a curated record. Gene Ontology annotation, biological process: Notch signaling pathway; protein ubiquitination. NCBI's taxonomy places the organism in Eukaryota, Ciliophora, Oligohymenophorea, Peniculida, Parameciidae.